AUGCCCAACGAAGGCUUAGUGGUACCCUUCCUGGGUGCGCUGCAAGCCUGUGUUUCCGUGCUAUUGACCAUGUGCUAUGGUUUCGCUGCUCGUCGGCUCCAAUUGAUCCACGAGACUACAAUCAAUGAUAUGCUAGGAUUAGGCGUGAAACUCCUCCUACCAGCACUACUUAUCGUGCAUCUGGGCGAGCAACUUCGUCUCGGGACAGCGAUGAACUAUAUUCCAGUCAUAAUCUGGUCAGUCCUUUACACAUCAGCAUCGAUCGGCUUCGCGCAUUUCUUAUCGCGUCUGCUUGUUCUGCCUCAAUGGGUAACACCGGCUUGCGCGUUCAACAACACCACAUCUCUACCAUUGUUGCUUCUUCAUUCCCUCGAGAGUGUAGGAAGUCUGAAACUGAUCUUACGCCACGGCGAGUCCACAUCCUCAGCAAUCGACCGUGCUCAGAGUUACUUCCUUGUCUGCGGCGUGAUCAGCAAAACAAUCGCAUACAUCGUCGGACCGAAGAUGUUACAGGAUCGCGGAGAUACUCUUAAUGGCUCAGAGGAGAGAGACCACACCGCAAGCAUACUAGCACGAGACGAACAACUCAGCGAAGAAACCUCACUGCUCCCACAGCGCGCUCAACAAGCCCGAACGUCGGCCGGCAACCUGAUCCGACGACCAAUGCACUGGCUCGGCUCAUUUUUCCCCCACCGAGUCAAGCAGGAACUCCUCGCGCCGUUCGAGUCCCCAUUCGCAGACGUGGCAAUAAUAUGCACCAUUCUCGGCUCGGUUCUAGGCCUAGUCCCUUCGCUGCACAGAGCAUUUUUCUUUGACGAGGAAGAUGGCGGGAUAUUCAAUGCGUGGCUGACUGCGAGUGUCAAUAAUAUCGGCGGGUUGUUUACAACGCUGCAAAUCUUCAUGGUUGGAUGUAAGCUUGGCAUCACGUUUGAGCGGAUGGUUGCAGAGGGGAAUUCGGCCCGAAUCCCUGCCAAAGCCAUCACGACGAUCUUUGUCGUUCGUUUGGUGGUCUGGCCGGCGCUGAGUGUUUCACUCAUCUACGGACUGGCUAAAAGGACUCCUCUCCUUGGUGAUGAUCCGAUCCUCUGGUUUAGUAUGAUGCUCAUGCCUGCUGGUCCACCAGCGCUGGUAAUUUCGGGGUUAGCAGAAUUGGCGCAGGCGUCUGAGACGGAAAAGAUGGUUAUUGCAAAGGCGUUGACGAUCAUGUAUGCGUUGUCGCCAUUUGUAUGUUUCACCAUUACGGGGGCGCUUAAAGCUUCCGAGGCGGUGUUGAAGGAGAAACGUUAA
Molecule: messenger RNA, 1287 nt
Organism: Penicillium coprophilum
Lineage: Eukaryota; Fungi; Ascomycota; Eurotiomycetes; Eurotiales; Aspergillaceae
Product: Auxin Efflux Carrier superfamily
Exons: 3
Coding region: 1-1287 (428 amino acids)
Biological process (GO): transmembrane transport
Cellular component (GO): membrane; endoplasmic reticulum
Source: RefSeq, a predicted model, not a curated record